This is a messenger RNA of Spodoptera littoralis (African cotton leafworm), 3438 nucleotides long. The record is from the annotation of a GenBank genome assembly. NCBI's taxonomy places the organism in Eukaryota, Metazoa, Arthropoda, Insecta, Lepidoptera, Noctuidae.
AUGCUUCGGUUGUGUGUGCUUGGGGUGGUCUUCGCUCUCCUGUCAGGCAUUUUACCAAGAGGCGAUAGCUUAAGAACAACAACAGUAUUCACAGGACAAGAAUUCACUGUCGGAGUGUCAGCAGUAGCCGAGCUAUCAGAAGUUAUAGUCGAAUGUAUUCUUUUAGCAGACCAUCGUGACCUUAUUAUCGCUUUCAUCCCUGGUGAUGAAAUUGAUAACGAGAAAAGGUUCCAAGUAUUGGACGACAAAGACUGUUCAGUCAAGGUUACUGAUGUAGAAAGAGCAGAUAUGGGAAUCUGGGAAAUGAGAUACGAAACAGAAACUGGUCCUGGAAACAAUUCAGAUUCAAUCUAUGUUAUAGUCAAUGAAGCCAAUACUGCACCAGGCGAUGAUAAUGAUAAUGACAAAGAAGAGGACUUAGGAACUAUGCUGGAUACGAUCCAACAUUUCGUGAGGGAGGAAGAUGUAAUCGAUGUUUCAUUGGACACAUCAGCUGGAGAGGAGGAUUGUUACGUGAGGGCCCCGGGUGGGGAAUUAACCAAGGUGGCACCGGACUUUGAGAUGGAUAGCGUUGUGGUACAAGCUAGCAGUCUUCUUGUCUCCUGCAGGAUCUCUAUAGGACCAAUAAACGAGAACGCACUUGGAGGCUGGUUAUUGUGUGGCGAAUCCAACAAUGAUAUGAGAUGCCAACCUGUUACUAUUGCUUGGAAUGACCCUAACAAUCCGAGUGCACGACCAGGUUCAAGCAUACAGCCGAGGUUUGAGCACUCGGUAAACUAUGGCUUGACCGUCAACCCGGGUGUGUCAUCACCGUCCGGUUUCGGGGCAGUCUCUUGCCACGUCGUCACACCCAAUGGUGAAGACCUGGUUAUAACCAAAGACACCAAGUAUCGCAACCUUGCAAGGGUCGGAUUUAACCAUCUAAACCUCUGCAGCAUUAUAUUCUCCAUCACCGACGCUGAUUCACUGGGUGACUGGACCAUUUAUGGCAGAUUCCGCUCCUCGCGUAAUCUACAAGAAAUUCAUCAGCCUUUGAGGUUUACCAUUUACAAUGAAGACAACCCGUAUGAACAAGCGUAUAAUGUGACAGAUUUACCAGAUUUCAAACAAGUGGUUAUUUUAAAAACUGCUUUAACUGUUACUCUUAGUGACAUCAGCGAGGUUGACAAUUGCGUGUGCGAAACACCUUCACGCAAAAUAUACAACUUGGAUAACGCGUAUGAGUUGAAAAGACUUAAAGGUGUGGAAUUAAGAGUUCCGACGGGAGAAUCUUCUUGUCAAUUAGUAUUCCACUCGAUAACCACAGAUGUGUUGGGAAAGUGGCGGUUUGUUGGGAAGUUCAGUCACGGGCACAUACAUACCGAGAAGCGGCAGAAGGUAUACCUCAUACAAGAAGAUCCCCGAAACCCAAUUGUUGAUGACUUUCGAACGGUUGAAAUAUUGAGUCCACAAAUCAUCGACACGAAGCUGGAAACUACACAUAGAGUGACGAUAGCUUCUACAGGUUCUGUUGAGAAUGAGAGCUGUCACAUAUUGACUCCUACUGGUUUACAAUACGCGUUUAUAACUGGCUUUAAUGUCAGCAACGUAGAAAUUGUAACUGGAAGCGGAAUAGAUUGUGGUGUAGAAGUUCAUGUAUAUAAUACUGAGAUGAUCGGAGAUUGGACUCUUAUUUCGAGGGCUGUGAGAAGAUCAGGCACAACUGCAAUACAUAUUGAAAGAAGGCGAACGUUUUCCAUCCACGUAGAAGAGGUCUUAGCUGCAGGCAAUCCAAUUACCAUAACCGAAGGUAGCGACCUCUACCUAAGACUACCAGUAACAACGGAAAUGUUUAAAACUUGCAAACUGUUUGGGCCCACCGGCGAAGAUUUAAAUGAAAAGCAAUAUUUAAUUGAUGACAUUCACCGUGAAUCAUGUGGUUAUAUAAUUGAGAAGGUUAACUUGACACAGAGUGGUACAUGGAGUAUUAUUUUUGGAAAGAGCAUUAUUUAUAGAGCUAAUAUUCAAGUCAACGUCUUAGAACCAGUACAAAUAGCAGUGCAAGAUCAGCAGUGGACCGUUGGUCAGGCAGUGAAUAUGACCAUGGGUCCUGCUGAUGCUGUCUACUGCAAUCUCUACAACAGUAGACGUGACACAGUCUUUGAUGACUUCGGUCCGUGCCGGGUUGAGAUUGACAAGGUGACCUCUGACCUUCGUGGACAGUGGCUCAUCUACGUUGGUGUCCCUGGGUCCAUUGGCGUCCGAUACCAGAAAUUCAAUGUCGACGUGCUCUCAUCUGAUUGGAGGCCAUUUGUUACCACUGAAGUGGUGGAAGCUGAAAACAUGGUAACGUUGUCAUGUUCCGUGUCCAGUAACUAUGUGGUUCAAGCUUGUAAAUUUGCUACUCCUGAAGGUCACAUACUCCUCGCCAACCAUGGCGUUGGACAAGGAGUAUACGCUGGGGCUUCAAGGUACGAGACGGAUACAAAUAGUCUAAGGUGUAAAAUUACCCUCACAAAUCCUGAGUUGAGGACGAGAGGAAUCUGGCGUUGUGCCGUCCAUACCAAGGACAAUACUGGCUAUGGGUUCCUAACUUACUUCCGUGGAUACAAACCUGAACAUACCAGCAGUUCCGACAGAAAUGACGUUACUGUUCCCUUCCUACAAAGCCAGUUCCCGUUCUACUCGGUGACUGAGGGUGAGAGCACUAUCCUCUCCUGCAGCAUCAGUGCUCCAAUACGGUACUGCUACUUCAGAUCACCAAAUGGAACAGUCUUCAACGUCGGUCCUUCUUUGGCGUCAGAAUCGUACGAGUAUGUGGGCAAUGGUUUCGACUCAGGAGAAUGUGGAGUUAAAUUCAAUGAGCUUGGAACGGACCACACAGGCACAUGGUCCUGCAGUGUAGGCCUGACCAACUUCGAAGAGAGGAGUGACGCGUUCGAGGUCGGCGUUAGCGAGCCAAUAAGAGUAUUCCACACAUGGCGGAGCGGGGUUCUGGAAAUAGGUGCUAUAGCCGGUGACUGGAAGCCUCUGGAUUACUGUAGAUUUGUUCGCAACGACGGAUUAGGUUUUAAUUCUAUUAAUCCACCCCCUGACUUCUACAUGUACCAAUGGUCAAUUUAUGAAGGAAGAUGCAUACUCACUAUCACUGAUCCGACCGGAUGGGACUUGCAGCCCUGGACGGUGUUCGUUAAGGUCACUGGAGAAACCAACGAGAGGUCAGAUAACACGGGUAUGCUGCAGCGGCCAGCUGAAGCGAAUUCCAAAGCGUCAAAGAUCCUAUUUUGGAUGCUAGGCGCAACCAUGGGAUUCCUGUUUAUAGUUGCUGCAGUGUCGUUAAUUCCUCCGAAGAAUCGUAAGUGGACUUACGAGAGAGCAGCCUCGAUCAGAAACAGCUUCCGAAGACACCCCACGCCGACGCAAGAAGCUGUGCAAAACGACCUACCACCAAAAGUUUAA